UCCCUCUCCCCCAUAGGAAACAAGUGAUUGCUUUUAUUCCCUCAUUUGUGGACGCCCUGCCCAUUCCACGGCUUGCACCAGACAGUCCAGCCUGGGGUUCUGAUGGAUGCAGAGAAUGAACAGGUGCAGCUCCAAGACCAGUGCUGCUGGGCCGCUCUGCCUGAUGUGUGUCUGCGCCGUAUCUUCUGGUGGCUGGGUGACAGGGACAGGUCCAGGGCGGCCCUUGUUUGCAGAAAGUGGAACCAGAUCAUGUAUUCGGCUGACCUCUGGCGCUCCAGGACCAUCACCUUCAGUGGGAGGCCCUCCCGGGUGCAUGCCUCUGAGUUUGAAUCUGCCCUUUGGUACGUGAAGAAAUUCGGUCGCUACCUAGAACACCUAGAGAUCAAAUUCUUGAACCCUUACAACGCAGUCUUAACUAAGAAGUUCCAGGUCACCAUGCGGGGCCUCCUGUCGUGUCUGGGCAAGAACAACAGCCGGCUGAAGUCGCUGUCCAUUCAGCACCUUGAGCUGGACCGCCUGGUCUGGAGGACCAGCAUCCGGGCCUCGUUCAUCAAGAGCCUGAGCUUCUUCUUAAAGAAGAUGGGAAGACAUCUGGAUUACUUGAACCUGAAAAGUGCCAGGCUAACCGUGGAGCAAGGUUGCCACAUACUCAACUCCUUGAGCUACCUAAGGAACAAGAACGCAGCCUCCGAGCUCAACAUCGAAGACUUCUUCAGCCACCACCUGGCCGUCUACAGCAGCCCCCAGUUCCACAAGACCAUGGCCAUGUUCCACAACCUGGAGUCCCUGACGCUCAACUACAACUGCAUCUCCGAUGAGCUGCUUGAGUCACUGUGUGAGAACAAUGCCGGCACCCUGUGGACCCUCAACAUCAAGUGCCACAUUCAUGAUCCCCACGGGCAGGUUAUCUGGGGCAUGUCCUGGGGCAGAUUGGCUGGCCAGGCCCCCAAUCUGAAGGUGAACUUCUUCUUUGAGCGGGUCAUGAAGUAUGAGCGCUUGGCCCGGAUCCUCUUGCAGGAGAUCCCCGUGAGGAGCAUCAGCCUGAGAAGUUGUUACUUCAGCGACCCCGACUGGUCCAUGCGGCCCACUCUGACAGAGCUGCUGCCCACCUUCCGGCACACCCUACAGAAACUAACCUUCGAGUUCAACAACAACCACGAGUCCCUGGACGAGGAGCUGCACCUCCUCAUCCUAUCCUGCCGGAAGCUGUUUUACUUCAAAAUCUGGGCUUUCCUUGAUGUCAGGUUUGUGGAGCGGAUUCUAAAGAGCCAGGAGGAAGGGCAAUGUGCCCUACGCACACUCAAGGUGAGAAUUUAUACGAACAGAUACGAGACGAACGAAGAGGACAGGACUCUGCGGGAAAUUUACAGGAAGUACAGAAACCUGAUUGAUUCAGAGCUGAACUAUUUUGUCAUCGCUUACCCCAUGAUGUAAUCAGCACUCUCCAGAGGAACAAAA
Molecule: messenger RNA, 1458 nt
Organism: Ochotona princeps (American pika)
Lineage: Eukaryota; Metazoa; Chordata; Mammalia; Lagomorpha; Ochotonidae
Gene: FBXO39
Product: F-box protein 39
Exons: 3
Coding region: 103-1434 (443 amino acids)
Molecular function (GO): protein binding
Source: RefSeq, a predicted model, not a curated record